This is a messenger RNA of Strongylus vulgaris, 258 nucleotides long. The record is from the annotation of a GenBank genome assembly. NCBI's taxonomy places the organism in Eukaryota, Metazoa, Nematoda, Chromadorea, Rhabditida, Strongylidae.
GUAAUAGUCAUUGUGGUUGGUUAUGGUAUUACAUUCGCAGACUUUUCACUAUGGACUGGCACUGAUGAGAAGGGUAAUUCGAAAUUUUUUCCGUAUGGAGUGAACGGAAUGCUUGCUGGUGCCGCAUCCUGUUUCUUCGCAUACAUCGGUUUCGACGGUUUAGCCACUGCCGGUGAAGAGGCAAAAAUACAUGUUCCUAGCCACAACUCGAUCUCCUACCUUUUUAGCGAAUUUCUGACUUCUACCAUUGCUUCAUAA